Molecule: messenger RNA, 1050 nt
Organism: Daphnia carinata
Lineage: Eukaryota; Metazoa; Arthropoda; Branchiopoda; Diplostraca; Daphniidae
Product: probable methyltransferase-like protein 24
Exons: 1
Coding region: 16-996 (326 amino acids)
Source: RefSeq, a predicted model, not a curated record
UCUCCAACUAUAGACAUGUCACUUCAUUCUUACCUUCUCCUCAACCGCAUUAUCCCGUCCACAAGGAAAAGUUUAGUCGUAGCCAUUUUGAUUUUAAUAUCGGGUUUCAUUUUCGUCAGCGUCAUUCGUCCUUCUUGGUCGUCCAACAUCUCACUCAGCAGCCAAAAGAUCUCGAAUAAAUGGGAAGAAAUGUUUCAAUCAGCCACGGCUGCCGUCAUCGCCAACACGUUGUCCAGUAGUAACAAGAAGGUUGAUUGGGAUGUUCUACUGGACGAUGAGUCGUUAACUGGUGCUCAACUCGUCAAAUAUCUCAUGUGGACUAACCAUUCUUCGUGUCAGCUAUCUCACGACUUUGGCGGUGUCAUGAUGAAAAAUCCAUCCGGAUUGGCUGGACAAAAGGCCGUUUGUAUCGAUCCGAGAGUGGCUCCCAAACCGGCCAAAUGUCUCAUCUACUCCUUCGGCAUCCAGGAUGACUGGUCCUUUGAUGAGACAAUGGCACGUUACGGAUGCGAAGUAUUUGCAUUCGAUCCGUCGAUAGGGAUGACGUCACACGACCACAGCCCAGGUAACAUCCACUUUCACGACUGGGGAUUGGGUGAUCGCGAUGAAUAUGACCGUCAUUUCAACUGGACAAUUCGUUCGUUGACUUCCAUCUACAAGACGCUUUUGCCGCGUCACGGCAACAAAACGAUCGAUUACUUGAAAAUUGAUAUUGAAUAUUCAGAGUGGAUAGCUUUGCCUGAAAUUAUCAGUUCCGGAAUGUUAUCCAACAUCCGUCAAUUGGGCAUUGAAGUUCACCUGGACAAAGAGGCUUCGCUAGAAGAGCACCGCGGGUGGGCCAAGCUUUUGAGAUCCCUGGAGAAAUCGGGAAUGGUCCGCUUCGAUUCCAAAUACAACCCCUGGUACGUUGGCAAUUUUACAAAGUUUCCUUUGUCAGCAUCUUUGGGUUACGAGAUUGCGUGGUACAACAGUAACCUUUCGCAUCCGAUGCUUUAAUAUAAUUUUUUCCUAGAAUUUUUCUAUGUACAACAGAAACUGUUAAAAGCAAAU